Molecule: messenger RNA, 948 nt
Organism: Aricia agestis (brown argus)
Lineage: Eukaryota; Metazoa; Arthropoda; Insecta; Lepidoptera; Lycaenidae
Product: circadian clock-controlled protein daywake-like
Exons: 5
Coding region: 224-934 (236 amino acids)
Source: RefSeq, a predicted model, not a curated record
UAAAAGGACGUAUAACUUAUAAGCUUAUUUAUAAAAAAUCUAAGAAGCCGUAAAAACUUCAUUUGAAUUGUUUCGCAAAACUUGUUUUUGUUUGCAAAAAACCCCUGAGUUUAUUUGUUUUUGCGUCCCAAAAAAACUUUAAGAUAAGCCAGUGAAGUAUAUAAAUAUAGGCUGUAUAUGUGAGGGUCUCGACUAACUGUAAUGUUGUGAAUAUUCAGUGACAAUGUAUCGUGUUCUGCUAUGCUUAGGAUUCCUGAGUCCCAUUUUAUCGUUUUCAAUACCAAAGCAAUGCAAGAGAGAAGACUCAGCAUGCCUUGAAGAACUAGCAAACGCCGCAGCCAAAUAUAUCAAUUCUGGAGUCCCUGAGCUAGGAAUUGAACCACUGGACCCUCUAAUAAUAGAGAAGCAAGUCGGAACUGUUGCCAGUCUCGAUUACAAGUUCAUAAAUAGAACUAUUGGUGGAUUAAGCAACUGUCACAUAGGGAAAAUAAAGCUAAAUACUGACCUCAGCAAUUUACAAUAUCAACUGGAUUGUAACAAACUUGUUCAACGCGGAAAAUAUGAGCUGGAUGGUCAACUUCUCAUCAUUCCUGUGCAUGGCAAGGGAGAUUUCACUAUGAUGGGAGGAAAAUACCUUUUUGAAUACAAUCUCGACUUGAAGAAAACCAAAGGUAGCGACGGAAAAACUUACUUGACCAUCAAGAAUUUCAAAAUUAAGUAUGACCCACGAGAACCGCUUAUUUUCGAAUUCGAAAACUUAUUUAACGGUCAAAAGGAAUUGUCCAGUGCAAUACACAAUUUCGCUCAUGACAACUGGAAGGACUUAGCUGAUGUGCUCCAAGAGCCAGUGAUGAAUCCCGCCUGGGAGAGGAUCUUCAAAAACGUCAACAAGUUCCUCAAAACACUGCCCGUUGAAGACGUGCUCAUUGAUUGAGUGAAGUGAAAUAA